Messenger RNA from Musa acuminata subsp. malaccensis (wild Malaysian banana), 998 nucleotides. RefSeq names its product 36.4 kDa proline-rich protein. NCBI's taxonomy places the organism in Eukaryota, Viridiplantae, Streptophyta, Magnoliopsida, Zingiberales, Musaceae. The record is from RefSeq and is a predicted model, not a curated record.
AACAGGACAUCCACACCCUAUCUAGUAGCAGUGUCGUUCGUAGCCAUGGACUCCUCCAACCUCUCAGCUCUCCUUCUCAUCUUCAUGCUCGUCAUUUCCUCCUCCCCUCUCUCUCUUGCCUGUGGCUACUGUCCUCCUUCUACUCCCAAGACCCCGAAAGGACCCAUCACCGUGCCUCCCAUCAUCGUCAACCCACCCAUCACCGUGCCUCCCAUCGUCGUCAGGCCGCCCAUCACCGUGCCUCCCAUCGUCGUCAAGCCGCCCAUCACCGUGCCUCCCAUCAUCGUCAGGCCGCCCAUCACCGUGCCUCCCAUCAUCGUCAAGCCGCCCAUCACGUUGCCUCCCAUCAUCGUCAAGCCGCCCAUCACGUUGCCUCCCAUCAUCGUCAAGCCGCCCAUCACGUUGCCUCCCAUCAUCGUCAAGCCACCCAUCACAGUACCGCCUAUCACGGUGCCACCAGUCAUCGGUGGCGGGAAGCCACCUGGGACCGGAACCGCCGGCUGCCCACCGCCACCAGCACCAGCGAAGCAAUGCCCGGUCGAUGCCGUCAAGUUCGGUACCUGCCUGUAUAUCCUCGGCUCGCCAGUGCACAUCGGCGACCCGGCCGUCACCUGCUGCCCGAUAGUGGAAGGCCUCGAGGGGUUGGAAGCGGCACUGUGUGUGUGCACCACCAUCAAAGGCAUGUUUAUGGGCAUGGACUUCCUGUUUCCCCUGGCUAUCCAAUUGCUUGUGACCGGCUGUGGCAAGUCAAUCCCUCCCGGUUAUAUUUGUCCCUCUUAAACAUGGUGUAUAUGUUUAUGUUCGAUCAACGAGGAGACAUGAAGGGAUGUCAAGGACGAUGACGUUGUUGGUUUUGGGUUUUCUGUACGAUUGUGGUGUCUUUGUUUGAACUGGUUGUAAGAAUUGGUUCUUCCUUCUUCUUCUUUGAUUCCUGUAGGCGAUCUACCUGUGUGUGAAGUGCAUGGAAUAAAAAGUGGUAAUUUCAUCGUACUUGUAAA